Molecule: messenger RNA, 999 nt
Organism: Lotus japonicus
Lineage: Eukaryota; Viridiplantae; Streptophyta; Magnoliopsida; Fabales; Fabaceae
Product: probable glutathione S-transferase
Exons: 2
Coding region: 108-773 (221 amino acids)
Biological process (GO): glutathione metabolic process
Cellular component (GO): cytoplasm
Molecular function (GO): glutathione transferase activity
Source: RefSeq, a predicted model, not a curated record
AGGGUCCCUAACAAUUCAAGUCACAUCGUUGAAGAGUAAAAACCAUUUAAAACCAAAGCAAACAGCCCACACAUCACAUUUGUGAACAAGUUCUAAUCACUCUAGCAAUGGCAGAAGUUCAGUUCUUUGGUGUAGGAGGAAGCCCGUUUGCUCGCAGGGUUCAAAUUGCUCUGAAACUGAAGGGGAUUCAGUACACUUACAUUGAAGAAGAUCUCAGGAACAAGAGUGAACAACUUCUGAAAUACAACCCUGUUCACAAGAAGGUGCCAGUGCUUGUCCACAAUGGAAAACCCUUGGCUGAGUCUCUUGUUAUCCUUGAAUACAUCGAUGAAACCUGGAACAACUACCCAAUCUUGCCCCAGCAACCGUAUGAGAGAGCCUUGGCUCGCUUCUGGUCAAGGUUUAUUGAUGACAAGAUCCUGCCGGCAAUUUCAAGGGCUGCGUGGACCGCGAACCAAGAGGAACGCGAGAAGGGAAUUCAAGAAUCAGUGGAGGCUCUGCAAUUUCUUGAGAAAGAGUUGAAGCACAAAUUCUUUGGUGGAGAAACUAUAGGUCUUGUGGACAUUGCUGGUGCUUUCCUAGCAUUCUGGCUUCCUGUGAUUGAAGAAUCCACAGGGUUCAGCUUGCUGACUAGUGAGAAAUUUCCCAAGCUCUACAAAUGGAGUCAAGAUUUCAUCAAUCACCCUGUUGUGAAAGAGAACUUGCCCCCUAGAGACAAGCUCUUGGGAUUUUUCAAAGGUCGAUAUGCUGCUUCCAUCAAUGCUUCGAAAUAAAACAGUCUUGGGUGUGAGGGUAACUCCUAAUUGAGGAAAGUUAUUUGUACUGAAUCUUGUAAUGAUGUGGUGAUUCCCUUUUGGGUUAGUUAUCUACUUGUUUGAAUUUCAUCUAAAAGUGCAGUGUGGGUGCCCUGUUUACUUCAUUAGCUGGAUAAGUUCUGCCAUAAAUAAAAUUUCUUCUUUGGAAGGAAAGAUCAAAUAGAAAUUUUCUUCCUUUCUUUUA